UUUUUGCAAGUCUUCUUUUUUUGUUGUUUGUUUAACAUUUUAUCAUUUAUUUAUUUAUUUAUUGAGUCAAAUUACAUGCUCUGUAAAACCUAGAGGCAGAAUCUCCCUACUGCUCCCUCGUUCUAUUAGGAGAUAUAAAUGGUGCACCUGGGACAUGCAACCCAAUCAGGCAGCCUGGUGCAGGCAGGAGAAGGAGUGCUAUGGUAUACGUUCUCCUGAGGCACAGCUGCAAUGUUUCCAAGCCAAUAUAUAUCUAUAUACUUGGUUGAAGUAUUUCCCUAUGCCCAUAUUCCAAUUUUCACUGAAGGCGUUUUUCAUUUGAAGGCCAUGACCUUGUGAGUAUUGUAAAGGUGUUUCCCUGGUAGUGUUCAAUGGAAGUGAUAUUCUGAUAUUCUGCAUGUAGAGAACUGAAAGACUUUGUGGUUCCAGCACCCUUACAUCUGUUUCUAUCUUAAACACAAAACUGCCUAAGACACUGUUAUUUGUAUUUAAGUACAUGUCUGAACACAUUACAACAGCUCAAAGAAUCGAAUCUGUGAUUUUUCCAUACCUCACUGUCAGCUCCUCAUAAAAUAUCAUGUUUUGUUCAGUCCUUUACAUUGUAUAAGCCAAGUGAUGUUGUACUGAAGUUUAUCGUCCUGCACUGUAAAGCCAUAGGCACAUUUCUCUUGGGAACCUGCCAUCAUGAUUUAUGUGAUGAGAAGAAAGGGAUUUUGGUGUCUCAGAUGUACUGAUUCAUGAUCUGACUACUAGGGGCUCUUGUUUGCCUGGCAUUGCUUUAGUUUAUGUAAUGCUGAACUUGUGAUGAAAUGAGGAGCACUGUGAGAGCAGCCAGUAAAAGAGCAUAUGUCCAGUAAAAAUCAUGGACAGAGACGUACUCUAAGUGAGUUUGUUUUCAAGGUACAGGGUAAUACGACCUAAAACCAGUAUUACCUGACAUGUGAACAGAAACAAAAUUCAGGUUAAAUCUACCUGACAGCUGAGGUACAUAAACCUGCCUCCUAGCUGUCAGGUAUUCAGGGUGAAGAAAUAAUAAGUUCUGGGAAGCAUAAAUAUGGACUAAACCAGGAAUAUUUAAAUGCUCAGCUUGCAGGGUGAUGCAGAGGUGUGAAGCUGGGCAGGCAGAAGAGGUAGGUUCCCUGGAGAGAGCACGGAGGAGAGAGAAGCAGCAGAAUUCCCACUGGAGUCCCUUUGUUUCUGUUGUUAGUAGCUAACAUCUAUGCAACAGGCAUAGAAACAGCGUGCUGCUUCCCUUAAUCCUAAUGUGUGGAAUUGAGGAAGAUUGAGUUCAACUUCUCUGCAAACAAAACAGUAAGAAGGGCCAAUCUGGGACAGGCAAUAAGAUGGCCAGAAUCUCUUCUCUUGUGUCUGUUCUUAUCCUCUGGGCAGCCACGCAGCGGGGAAAGGGCAAUGAAAUCACAGGUGAGUGAUGCAAAGCUGUGCAGAGAACCACAGCCUUUAUGUAGGACAGCAUGCGUUGGGUGUGGGAUCGAUCCUUGUGUGAAAUAAAUAAAACUGUUGGGAGAAUGGGGAAGGUCACAGUGAACGCUUAAGAAAAUGCUGUUGACAAUUAACCGAAUGAAACCUCACCAAGCCAAAACACAGCUUUGUCCCCAGCUCCUGGUCCCCAGGCCUUGUUGUUCCUCUGUGCCAUAGAUGAAGGAAUAGGAUUGUUGCCUUAUGUGCAGAAAUGUGUGACUUUUUAACGUAAAUUGUCAUUAAAAUAAACCUUUGUAGGAAAUUAUACGGUAAUGUACCUGGCAAGUUCUGAGAGAUGCCUAAAAUGAGACUGUAGGUGACAUGCUUACCUUUCACAUACGUUGUAGGCUGCAAUUUGGAAAAACCGAAUCCAAUUGCUAGGUUUUAACUGCUAAAUUAAAUCCUAAUGUGUUCUUAAUUUCUGGGUUGAUUUAUUUCAAUGAGAAAUACUGUGAUUUUUGGCUGGGUUUUGUUACAUUUUUUUAAUUAAGUGGUUUCGCAAGUCUCAGUUAAAAUCCAAGCCACAUUUUUAAUGUCUUGCUGGCUUUUCUGCUAUUCUGCCAAAGCCACUUUUAAAGAAGCUGUUGCAAGAGAUCAGGGGUUAGCAAAACCAUGGUUGUUGCUGUUAAAAGUCAGUGGCACAGACUUAAGAAAACUGGAGUUUGUAACACCCAGAAUAAUUGAGUUCUCGACCCAUUUUUUCCUCAUGUCUUGGAGCCUUUGCUUCUUAACAAUGCUGUGUUUGGCUCUGCCCCCGGUGAACCUGUUCCAACAGAUCACUUCUGAGGUUACGUCAAGGCAGGAGAGGGACUUGUCCCUGGCUCUUGCUGCCCUCCAGCUAAAGGUUUGUCAGAUUCCAGGUCACGGUGGCAUUUCUGGCCCUGGAGAAGGUCUUGUGAGGCUUCCAGAACUGUGACUAAGUCUGUGGCACAAAUGUUAUCAAACUUGAUUGGUUUUUUUUUGCUGAUUUUUUGAUCAUACUCUCAGGUACUGACUGUUCCGGAUUUGGCUUCCAGGUCUGAGCAGCCUGCUCCUAACGUUGACUUUCCUUUCAGCUUCUUCUAAAUAUUGGUUUCUACUAACAAAGCAAUUGCUUUAAUUGUUUUUCCUCUUGUUUAACAUAAUAAAAUUAAUACUUUCUCUGCCAGUGCAGAAAACUGGUGGCUGUGAAAAUAAAAACUUGAAGCCCAAAGAUGACAAGUCUAAGGUAGCACUGCCAAUGCCAGCUGGUUCCUUUCCUCUUUGCUAUUGACUUCAGCUCUGUGCUGCUGGAAGAAAAAACAGCCAGUGCUACUCAAUUCUGCUUGAUAGUGCCUUAAUCCCAUAGAUGGGGGGUAAUGAGAACUGACAGCCAAUUCGCUAAGGAGUACAAAUUGAUCUAAGUCACAUUGCCCAGCAGGAAACCACUGUCAGCAAAUAAUUGAACUCUAAGAGUGCCAAAAUUACUUUAAACUGGAUCAAAAUGACAGGUGAUGGUAAGGUUAGUGGUGCAGCCUUAUAGUCUAGUCUCUUUCUGUGCCACGAUAGCCAUGUCUCAGACCUUCUCUCUUGGCUGUGGCAGCCUCAUUCCAUACCUAGGAUCAGUGUUUAAGUAUGAAAUAUGAUUUCAUAUCGGCACUGACAGCUGUAGCUUCUAAUUAUAGACUGUGUCUAAUUCUAUACCAUUUUAUUCUCAGUUUCAUACCUGCAUUUAUGUUGCACAUUGCUGUAAAGCCUAAGCCAGCUCAGCUGACUCUGGAAUUUCUAGCUUUCCAGUGCUAUGUCCUUGCUGCAGCCUCAGCUCUGCACCAAAAACACUGAUCUCCAGUGCUCUCCUUACUUGAUUGUUUGCUUUGAGCUCCUGCAUUGCUUGAACUAUGAUAAUACAUCCACAGCCAAUUAUUUUUUUCUCUUUUCCCCUCUCACUGAGUGAUAUCCUAAUUUUAACGAAGUAGAGAGGCCAUGGAUGGACACAGGCUUUCAUGAUCUCUCUGUCCUCUUCCUGGAGAAAAACCUUCUGAGUUACUUGGUGGAGUGAGCCAGCUUGAGAGACAUAUUGUGACCUAUGGUGUCUACCCCAUACAUUGUUCUAAACUGUCCUUGCACAACAAAUGGAUCAUGUUCUUUUCCCAUUGCUAUUCAGAUUGUACAUGUAUCAUUUGUUUAGCUGGAAAGCUAAAUGUGAUAAAAGCAGAAGAGUCCUAACAACCUGAAGAAUUCUUUGGUUUCUUCUUUUUACAUUUUUCAUCUUCUCUGGAAAAAAAAGGUAAGCUGUACAAAUAAGAUAAGGCCUAAGUAUUUAAUUUUAUGCUUAUGCACACUAUGUUAACUUCAGUCUGUUGUCUGGCUCCGAUCCCCUAAGAGCUCUCAGAAACAAUCCUACCAUAGUCUUCAGCUAAAUCAUGUUUAUCCUUAUUAAAGCUUCUUUUGCUUUGACUAAAGGAUGAUACAGGCCUUUUUAAUUCUAUCCCAUCUCCUUCCCAAAUGGGACACAGGGUGAGUCAGCCCUAAGGCUUGUAUAAUAUCUCAUUAAAAUACAGCCUGGUGUCUGUAACAUGGCUGUAGGUUGCUCACUGCUAAUUCAACUCCAUCUGUUUGUUGUUUGUUUUUCUUUUUACUGCUCCCAGUCAAGUACUUCAGUUUUAAGCAGGACAUGUAACAAAACUAACUUCAGUCCUCAUCACCACUGGUUCUGAAAAGAACCUCAAAAAUGGAGUUCCAUUCUCAGGCCUUUGUGACAUUAUGUAGUUAAUGAACUUACUACAACCUUCAUUUAUACUGAAGUCAAUGAAUCACAACAUCUCUCAAAGGACCUGGUCUAAUAUUGUUUACUACAAAUGCAGAAAGGCCGCACAGAAGCUCCAGGAACACCUUUUGUGCCAGAUACCUGAAAGUCCUUCCCACUGAUGUAUGAGUACCCAGUUUUAGCCUAGGGCAGUGUCUGAAGGAUGUCUUUUCCAGACAUCUCCUGUGACUCAUCUGCCCGUGAGUUGCUCAUGCUUCGUUCCAUUAAUAGUCAGCAGAGCUAGAUGAACACUUCGGCAGCGUGAGCCUCAAGUGGACAUCUAAAGUGCUUGGAUGACUCUGCUCUGGAACUGCCCGUUCUGUUCCACAAUUCAUUUCUAUUAAUGGAUAUUAAUUUACUUUACACUUACUCGAGUUAAAUUGCCCUUUUUCUGCGUUGUUCCUGAAGGCACUGAGAACUCUUUGAAUUCUCUGCCAAUAUGCAUUCUUUUCUGACUGGAAUGGUUGCUGUGACAAGCAGUCACUACUAAUUCUUUCUUCUGUCCAUUUUUCUGUGGUGACAUUCUUCCUAACAUCGCCUUCCUGGAAAUCAUUCAUCUGUGUUGAUUCUUUCAAUGUUUUCUCAUAAUUCUUGACAUCUUUAACUUAUUUUUAACUAUUUAACGAAUUUUUAACCAUUUUAAAAUUUAAUUGCAGAGAACAUGUGCUAUGAGUUGAAAAGUUAGGUCUAAUCCCUCUCUUUCCUGUUUUGUUUUCCCCUAGAAAGAGGCCUCUCUUUGCUAGGCUAUCAUCUGUGCCAGUAUAGCCUGACCAAAAAUGUUUUUAAAGUGGUUGCCUACCAAAAGUCCUUUGAGAAAAACACUUCCUGUGGUGGAUGGGUACCAUGGAUGGUAUGUCCCCGGAUGUACUACAAAACACAGUAUCGUACUGUUGAAGUUCCUGAGACCAUCAACUUUACAGAUUGCUGUGAAGGAUAUGAGCAAGUUGGGCUCUACUGCUCUUUAGCGCUCAAUAGGUCCAGUGUAUUUGCUUCAAGACCUGGUAUUUGUCCAAUGGAGAAUAUAGAAACAUCUGAUUAUUCUUGCACGUUCGAUGCUGAAUGUCCAGGACUGAAAAAAUGCUGCAACUCAUCCAAGGGAGCAGGCUGUGUGAAUCCAAAGCCAGAGGAAAGGAUGUUCUGGUACAACGUGACAGUCCUGGUGAAAAUGGAUUUUAAUGAAUUAAUUAGAGUGGAUUCCCACCUUCUGAAUCAUUCACGCCUUUUGCAUUCCAUGAUUACUGGUGCAUUACAGCCCUUGAAUACCUCUGUGCACCAUAUCCAGAGUAACUAUGCAGAAAUGUAUGCUGGGACAGUGGCCUCUCAGGUUCUGAUUGGACUGCAUCAACCAGCUCCACUAGCAGAGGUUUCUUCUUCCUUGAAGAACAUGGUUAAGCGUGUGUAUGAAGUGAUUGACACAGAUGUGAAAGAUGUUGAUGAAUGUUCCUAUGCUGAAUUCAAUGCUUGCCCUGAGCAAAAUUCCUGUGUAAAUCUGGAGGGUUAUUACAGCUGCAUCCCUGAGCACCAAGAAGCAUAUGUCAGACCUCUCCCGCUGAGCACAAGGAAAGAUGGCAUGGCAGCAUCCACUCCAAGCUCAGAGUUGGAUCCCAUUAACGUCAGCACUAGCUCUCCACCUAUACACAAUUCAAGUCUCUUGUCCAUGACUAACCAAUCUACUGAUGCUGGAUGCUAUCCCUCUGCAAUUACAAACCAUCGAAUCUUCAGUGUUACCAGCAACAGCUUUGAAAUGUCCUGGCAUGUCACAUCUACUCUAAACCAUACUUUCCAAGUCCAAGUGUUCCAGGACAAGGAGAUUGUAAAAAGCAUGAAAACAGAUGAAGAGAAAAUGGGUGUUUCUGGACUGGAAGCCGGUGUGAUGUAUUCAGUAGAGAUCAGCUAUGAAAGCUGUGGAAAAUCCAUCCUCUCCCAUCAAAAUGUUAAAACAGAGGCUAAGAUAUUUGGUAUUACUAUGAGGAUUCUCAACUACAGCUUCACUGAAGAUCUCCAUGAUUCCAGCAGCUCAGCAUAUGAAGAAUUUUCAAGGCUGUUGCUUACGGAGAUUGGGAAUUCCUUUCCACCCAACAUUUCUGCUUUAUAUGAAUCUGGGAAACUGAAAGUGCAGAUUGAAUCCCUGCAAGCUGGGAGCAUCAUUGUGAGACUCAGAAUUGCAGUGCAGGAUCCUGGGUUUCCAGUUGAUGCCUCCUCCUUUGCCCCAGUGCUUUCAUACUUGUACAAUGGCUCCGUACUGUUGGUGGAUCAGCAGAACUCUACAGUAGAAGACUGGGAUGAAUGUGCUUCUCCCAUCGACAAUGACUGCUCCGUGUUUGCACAUUGUAUCAAUCUGAUGGGCUCAUACCUCUGCAGAUGCAAGACAACCAUGGACACCAAUCCAUCCCGGCCUGGAAGAAACUGUGAGGGUGAGAUCGUGAGCCCUCUGACUGAAAGAACAGCCCUCGAAGUAGCCAGCAGCACACAGCUUGCUCCUGAAGCUACCUUUGCAGCCUCUGCCUUCCCCACCAUCUCUGCAGGCUCUGAGACGAGCACCACUGCACACAGCCCUGCUGCACUGUCACUGGGUGAGAGGCAAGCACCCCCUCACCAUUCUACCACCAGCACUCAUCCAGCCCCUUGGAAUAAAAGUCUGACACCAUACAUGGCCAGUGACAAUAGCCCCAUGGCUGUGACUGAAGAGCAGCAGACCACCAUGAGUCCAUCACAGCAGAGCUCAUCGGCUGAGUCUUCCCCUUGUACAUCGCAGCAAGUGGCUACUCUCACAAAUGCAUCCAUUGGCACUCACAAGCAAGAGCAACGUAGUUCUCCAUUGUCAAUGUUAUCAAACCAAACAGCCUUCGGUAUCUCUGGAAGUCAUGCAACUUCUGGAGAGCCUCAAGUCCACUCUCAAGAUGGCCCCAUCACAGCUCUGCCAGCCACAGGGGAUGCAGGAGCUCCCAUUCUCAGUGCCACUCUCAACACACACACACAGACACAAAGAGAGAACAGCUCUUGGGCUGAGAAUCACACCACAGCCCUGGGGUCACCGGCUAUGACAGGCAUCUCCCUGGCUCCCAGCCCAAUGCCAAGCCCGGCCAUGGACCACACUGUCCAAAAACUUAACGGAAUGGUGCGGAUAACAAAUGUGAAAUACUCACCAGACUUUAGCAAUGAAAGCAGUGAGGACUAUCAAAACUUUGCACAGCUCUUUGUUGAUGAAGUACAUAAAUCUCUGCCCCUUGAUGUUCUUCAGCAGAUGGAUGCUGGUCUGAUUAAAGUGUUGAUAACUGAUAUUACUAAUGGGAGCACCGUGGUAAGUUUCCAUUUACUGAUUGCAGAAGAUGUGGACAUCUACUACAUCAUCACUGCUUUUCGUGAUGCAAUUGAACACAGCUCCUAUUUCACAGUUGACAAGAACAGUGUCUCCAUAAAUGAUUAUGAUGAGUGCAAGAGUGAAGAAGAUGACUGCUCCCCAGAUGCAUCAUGUUAUAACACACUUGGAUUUUACCACUGCAGCUGCAAUGAUGGAUUUGCUGAUAUGCAUCCGGAAAGACCUGGAAGAAACUGUGCAGACUAUGUUAUUUCCGUUGUCAGUAACAGGGAAGGGCAGAAAAGCCAGAGGUGUGCCAUGGAACUAGGCAAAAAGAUCCAAACACUUGCUCAGAGGCUUGCAAGAAUCCGUAAAUUACUUCAGUAUCUUUAUUUUUGUCACUCUUCAGCAUUUCCUACGAGCCAGGAGGGAACCGUGGUGGACAGGAAGCCUGUACCCAGUGCAGUUUUACCUGUGACAUCUUUGGAGACUUCAACUUAUAUUUCCUCCUUUGUGUCGUUGAACUUAUCUGCUACUCAAAACCAAGCCCCAGAGGACACCCCAUUCUCCAGUGUGACGCUACCUCUUCUUACCACGGGUUCUGGGUCAGCUCCCGAUGUUCCUCCUCGAGCAUCUCCUGCCCCCCUCGUUAAACCUGCCCAGGUUUCCAUUAAAGAUGCAGUGACAGUGUUCUGCGAAAUUGAGAAGACUAUUCUUGCCAUCCAGAAGGGAUUUUUACAUCAGGAAUCCAUCUCUGAGUCCUCUCUGUACCUCGGGGAACCCCUUUGCAACGUGAGCAUCAGCAAUGGCACUCAUGCUGUGCUGCAGGCUGGCUGGAGCGAAUGUGGCACUGAAGUUGAGACCAAUGUGACUAACACUGUAGUGAAAACCGUGCUGCGGAAUGAUGAUUCUGCUCAGGGAGUAAUCCACCACUUAAAAGUUGCCAGUCCUAUUCACUGUGUGUUUCAAAACAAUCUCUUGACUUCCUCUGGAUACACUGCAGAAGGAAUUUACACUAUUUUUGAGGAUUUACAUGGAUCUGGACACUUCAGAACAGAAAUGCAAUUAUUUAUUGGAAACUCCCCAGUACCAAAAAAUUUCAGUAUCUCUGCCAGUGAUGAUGUACUGAUCGAAGUGGGGAUUCAGAGAGAAGACAGCAAGCUGAAGGUGGUCCUCACUGACUGCUGGGCAACUCCGACCAACAAUUCAGUGGAUCCCCUCUCAUUUGCUUUUAUCAAGAACAGCUGUCCUAUUCCAAAUACAUACACCACACUUCUAGAGAAUGGAAAUUCAAGCAAAGCACAGUUUAAGCUGAAGAUUUUUUCCUUUGUCAACAACUCUGUAGUUUACCUACACUGCAAAAUUCGUAUCUGCAUGGAGACACCGGGAAGCACCUGCAGGACAAGAUGCCAUGCAGCUCGAUCCCUGAAAACCGGUGAAAUCAUCGCUGCCCACAGAACAUCCUGGGGACCUCUGUGUAAAUCUGCCGCAUCUGAUCCAAAGAGAGAGAAGGAGCCUGGUAUGGGAGUUGGAUAUAUCAUCCUUAUUGUCAUUGCUGUGUUUGGCUUUGUGCUGGCAGUUGUGAGCCUUGUCAUUUUCCAGUGCAAGCAAAAGAUGGGAAGAUACAACUUCAGAAUCAAGUCUGACAACUUCAGCUACCAAGUGUUCUAUGAUUAGCAAUUUCUAUGUUACCAGAUUUGACUUGUGUCUCAUCACAGACAAUUGCAGCUUGUCUUUAUUCUGCAUUUGGCUUUCAUUACGCUUCAUGAUGGUGGCCACCAAUGAUUCCAACACUGGCUCUUAACAUCACAAGUAAAAGGCUUCUGUAUCUCUCGUUUUGUUUUGUUUUGGUAGCAAUUUGGCUUUUUCCUAAUGUUCGAAGAGCUAUUUGUGUCUGCAGCUCUAAGUCGAGAUCAACUUAUUUGGCAGUUUCACGUGGAAAAAGGUACAAGAGAAAAAGGAAAGACUUCAUGGUUCUCUGUUCAUGUUUCAAGGCUGGGCUGUCCCACUGUGCCACAUUGCAGUUUUCCCCUCUUAGCAUAAUUUGUACCAUUACACAAGUAACAUGUUUCUCUAAAUAUUUCAGGAAGUAAAUCAAGAAAACGUUAGAGAUUUUGUUUUCAUUUUGUUAUUCACUGUAUACUUAAGGUGAGGUUGAAACCUUGAGAUGCAGCAACACUGAAGACCUAGUUGUGCAACGCCUUAGGUAUACAGAAGCUGGAGAACAAGUACUUGAUUUAUCACCAAAUAAAGAAAAUGCACCAUGAGUCUGUGACUCAGCCUGCAUGGUGUACUCUUUGACGUGAGCCUUGAGGUUCGACUGUAAAUUCUUUAAUUGAGAAGGGCUUGAUGAAAAAAUGAAAGAAAUGUUUUGCUACUGGAAAUCCAUAGUUUCCCAUAUAAUUCCAUUGCUACCCACCUGCUCUGUUUAAUUAGAUCAGAGUGAUUUUGCAGUUGAGGUACAGUGUGCUGCCCAGCAAAGUGAGAGGACUCUGACUACACACAGUAGGUGUAAAUUUGACCCAUAUUUUGGCUGCAUUGCAAGACUCUACCAGUACUACAGCAGCAGAUACUGUAUGUACAGUACUGAACAGUACUACUGUUCAGCUGGAUAAACUGGAACAAAAAUAUUUUUGACACCCGAAGCACCCCUUGCAGGACGCUUCAAUGAGUGUUUUGGAAGAUGGAGAGUGUGGUAACUCAUCCCCACCACUGCUGGGUUCUGAUUGCUACACAUACACCUCAUGGCCAGCGGUGGAGGCUGCUGGGUCAGCAUCACAGUGAUGCAGACAUUUGCAGUGAACAAGAUAAUUCCUCUUUAAGUGAAAUGAAUGCCAUUAUAAACAUCUCUCUAGUGGAAGAUGGCCAUUAGUUUGAACUCAAAACUACUCAUAUCAGCCAUAGCAUUUAGGUGCUGGUUUGUUGGUGCAGAAUAGCAUUGAAAAUCUGCUUUUCUAGCCCCUUUAUCCAACUGCUGUUAGGUUCUAAGACUGCUGGGCAAAAGAUUUGGCCUGUGUUUUGCAAAAGGUCAGACUGGUUGAUCUUAGAGGUUAUACACAGCUUAAGGAUUCAUAAAUUAAUUUUGGAUAUAACUUUUAUAUUCUGUUUUGAUUCAAGUGGAUCUGUAAGAAGUAAAAAUCUUUGACUUGUCUUUUUGUUGCUGAAAUAUCAGUUCUCAGAUCCUGAUAAAAAAAUCAAUUUGGUUGUAAUUCAUUAAUGAAGCUGCAAUUUACCUUUGUAAUUUUAAAGUUUGAUAAACACAAUCAUUAACUUUUUAUGAUGUAGGUGUCUCCUCACUUUUGCUGUUUGCUUUCGAAUAUAUGUUUGCUUUCCGCACACAUUGAAAGUUCAAUCUAUUUUACUAAAAAUAUUUUUAUAGUUUGUGGUGUGUACAAUCCUAAACCUCCUCUAGUGGCAGGGCUAGAGAUUUGCCUAUUGAUUUCAGCAGAGCUAUACCUCUAAUGGAAGCUGAGCAGUUGCCUCUGUUUGAUACCAUGCAGGCCCAGCAGAAACCGAUAUUGUGACUAUCUGAAUAGCUGUGCUGUAAUGUCUUAAUAAAAGCGCUCUCAUACCUUA
Messenger RNA from Gallus gallus (chicken), 11117 nucleotides. RefSeq names its product uromodulin like 1 (gene UMODL1). The transcript has 23 exons. Bases 5091 to 9218 code for a protein of 1375 amino acids. Gene Ontology annotation, molecular function: peptidase inhibitor activity; protein binding; calcium ion binding. The record is from RefSeq and is a predicted model, not a curated record. Gene Ontology annotation, cellular component: extracellular region; cell surface. Lineage: Eukaryota; Metazoa; Chordata; Aves; Galliformes; Phasianidae.